Molecule: messenger RNA, 1138 nt
Organism: Cuculus canorus (common cuckoo)
Lineage: Eukaryota; Metazoa; Chordata; Aves; Cuculiformes; Cuculidae
Gene: PPCS
Product: phosphopantothenoylcysteine synthetase
Exons: 4
Coding region: 33-944 (303 amino acids)
Biological process (GO): coenzyme A biosynthetic process
Cellular component (GO): nucleus; cytoplasm
Molecular function (GO): phosphopantothenate--cysteine ligase activity
Source: RefSeq, a predicted model, not a curated record
GAAGUGCCGGUCAGGGUAGGAGAGAGCCGGGCAUGGCGUCGGACGGCGCGGAGGCGGAAGCAGCGGCGGAGGCGCGAGUGCGGGCCUGGGCGGCGGCGCAGGCGGCGCGGGGGCGUCGGGUGGCGCUGGUGACGUCGGGGGGGACGCAGGUGGCGCUGGAAGCGCGCGCCGUCCGGUUCUUGGAGAAUUUCAGCAGCGGGCGGCGCGGCGCCGUCUCUGCCGAGCGCUUGGUGAGCGCCGGUUACGGCGUCUGCUUCCUGCACCGCGCCCGCUCCGCCUUCCCCUGGGCCAGGGUCCUCCCGCCUAACGGGCCAGCCUUGCUCGACGCCCUCCGUCUCAGCCCCGGGCCGCCGCCCGCCAUCACCGCCGACCCCGCCGCUCUCCCCGCCCUGCUGCCGGCUCUCCGGGACUACCGGCGGGCUACCGAGGACGGGGCGCUGCUGGCCAUCGAGUUCACCGGCCUUACCGAGUACUUGGCUCUGCUGCGAGCCGCCGCCCGCGCCUUGGCGCCCUUCGGCUCCAGUGUCAUGUUUUACCUGGCAGCUGCCGUGUCGGAUUUCUACAUCCCCGCCUCAGAGAUGCCGGAGCACAAGAUCCAGUCCUCAGAGGGGCCCCUCCAGAUCACGAUGAAGAUGGUGCCAAAAAUGCUCUCUCCUCUCGUCAAAGAAUGGGCCCCAGAGGCGUUUGUGAUUUCUUUUAAACUGGAGACGGAUCCCUUGAUCUUAAUCAAUAAAUCACGGCAGGCUCUGGAGAAAUACCGGCACCAGGUGGUGGUGGCAAAUGUCCUGGAGUCACGGAGAACCUCCGUUAUUAUCGUGACCAAAGACUCACAGACUCCGUUGUCGCUCUCAGAGGAGGAGAUAGCACAAGGCAUGGAGAUAGAGGAGAAGAUCGUGAGCUACCUCCAGGGCCAGCACACGGCGUUCAUAGAGAAGAGAGUCUGAGUUCCAGGUGACAUUAGACAAAUACACUGAUGUGAAAGUGUUCCCAAGGAUGGUCUUUGCUAUGCUGUCCGAGGGUUGUAUCCCUUUAUUCCUGUCCCAGGGGAGGCAGAGAAAUGGUUUGAUGUCUGUACAUAAAAGAUUUUAUCGACUCUUCUGAGGUUCUUUUCAGAGGGAAGGAAUGGCACUUUGCGGAA